Molecule: messenger RNA, 360 nt
Organism: Ipomoea nil (Japanese morning glory)
Lineage: Eukaryota; Viridiplantae; Streptophyta; Magnoliopsida; Solanales; Convolvulaceae
Exons: 1
Coding region: 1-360 (119 amino acids)
Molecular function (GO): nucleic acid binding; RNA-DNA hybrid ribonuclease activity
Source: RefSeq, a predicted model, not a curated record
AUGGGACUCUGCGUUGCGAAGACCUUCGGUGCCACCAAUCUGAUCGUGGAGUGUGACUCUAAGAAGAUGGUAGAGAUGAUGAACGCAGCCAUGCGAGGGGCUGCUGGCGGCAACAAUGUCAUUCAGAGAGCAGUCCACGAAGCGGCUAGCAUACAGGAAGUGGUCUUCAAGCACGUUUAUAGGGAGCAGAAUAGGGCGGCUGACACCAUGGCCAAGAUGGCGCUCAACCGUCCGAUAGGUCUUCAGGUUUUCCUAGAGACUCCUCAAGAGUUGAGUGAGAUAAUGGAUCAGGAUCGCAUGGGUGCCACCUUCCCCAGACGAGUUUCAAGAGCCAUUCAUGGCGAGCAGCAGCAGUGCUAG